ACUUGCGACGGCAAUUCGCUGUUCGUCGGUUACAUGAUAUCAAUUUGAUUCAUUCACAGACAUUAUAAAUACGAGACGUGACUUCAGAGAAUUUUGGUUGAUAUCCUAGCCGUCAGGGUCAUGCGCUAAAGGAUUUCAUGGCAUUUAUCAAUAAACGACUUCUGUCUCGGAAGACAAAGACGGUUUUAAAAGCGCUCAGUGUAUUGAUUUUAUGUAACAUCCUCGUAAUAUGGUAUAUGGGAUUUCACGCUGCUCAUAAACAGGUAUUAUUAAAAGAAGGAGAAAUCCAUUUGAAGGAAAGGACAGUCGUGGACAUAGAGAUAUACAAGUUGAAUGAAACUGGACCUCCUAUAUACAUGGGCAAAGAUUUUUCAGAAUUUAUUCACAGAAUGAAUGCGAAUUAUAAAAGAGCAUUCAGUUAUUCUGCUUCGGACAAGGUUUCAGGAGCAAAAAAUGUCGAUAUUAAAAACGAUUAUUAUCCCUUUGUUGAUUUUAAGUUCGUCUUGCCAGACGUUGCGCCCACAAUCAACAUAUCGCAAAGUUAUGCUAUGAUUGUUUUGGUGAAUUCUGGCGCUAAAGGAAAUAAGUUCAGAAAACGUCGCGAGGCCAUCCGACAAACCUGGGGAAACCAAAGUAACUGCGAACAACGUAAAGCUUCGCAAGAUGAAAGAUUAAAACACUUAAGAUGGCUGCUCGUAUUUGUUGUUGGAAAAGCAGGAAGUCGAACGAACGACGAUGAAUUGAAUAUCGCUGAAGCUCGACAACACAACGAUAUGUUGAUUGGAAAUAUCACAGACAACUAUAUUAACAAUGUUAUCAAGUUUUACAUGGGUCAGGUUUGGGCGAGUAGAUUUGAUGUAAAAUACACGAUGAAAACAGACGAUGAUGUUUACGUGCGCAUACCACGCGUGUUGGAGUAUCUUGUGCAUGCGAAGUUUCCAAGACCGUUUUACGGUGGUGCAACUUACCCCUCUAUCAGGGUGGAUCGAUCUAUCGGUGGAAAGUGGGCAGUUAGUUGGAAAUACUAUAACAAGACUCAUUUCCCGAGGUUUAAUCCUGGGGCAUUCUUUAUUUUAUCCAGCGAUCUUCUCAACAGACUAUGGAACUAUACUUGUGUGAGAAAACCAUUUCACACAGACGAUGCGUACGUGGGGGUCGCCAUGCAGGAUUUCAAGGUCAAUAUAACUAAAAUGCAUUCAUUCAGAGCAAUACCCAGAAUGCCGCAGUUCAUACGCUCUGUCAAAGACUGUGAAAUGAUGAAUUGCACUGCAUUUGGGGACGCCGUAGACCCGCAGUCGGCCAGGCAACUUCACCGUCGUCUUCAGUCACAUUCUUGUUCAAAUAUCACUAUGAAAUGUUGACGACUUAUUUUCUCUUGUUUAAAUGGCUCUACUAUUUCCUAACGCUGCACAGAGCCACAAAAUACCUAUCAGAAGAAUAACUCUAUAUUAUUUUUUCGUAAGUGUGAUUCGUCAUGAUUCGUCACUUAGCAAGUGCAUUAAAUUGAGGUAGUCACCCCCCUGCCAAAAUUUAGCAAUAUACCCCGCGCCAUAUUGCUAAACUUUGGCAGGGGGGUGACUGCCUCAAAAAAUGCACUUGCUAAGUGACGAAUCAUGACGAAUCACACUUACGAAAAAAGUACAGGAGUUCUACUUCUGAUAGGUAUUCUGUGGCUGAGGUGCACGUGGGAGUCACAAGUGAAAAUAUUCACGGGUUCCAAAUUUAGUCAUGAGGAAUUUUUGUAUGACAGCUUAGCCUUAGAAAAAAAAAUGAUAAUAAGUAGUAUCCGCAUAUUUCAAUCUUCUUAUCUUCAUUUUAAGAAUAUUAUUUUUCAAUAUUGAGGCCCUUGUCCAACGAAUGGGAAAGUGCUUGAGAAUUGUAUGAAAGCUGGAUAGCGCUAUCUACCGCGCGGAUAGUGAUUUUUUCAACCGUUCUAAAAAUUCUCGAAAAGCGAUCAAAUUUUAUCUUUGGGAUGAACAAUUAUUAAAGACGAUCCUGAUUUAGCAAUACUAAGAUUUAAUGAAAGUAUAUAGAGCAAACAACGUGUCUUAGUAUGUCUUCACUUCCAAUAAUAUGCGAUAUAGAUAAACUUGUAUUUUUGAAUAGCUUUUUUUUAAUAUCUGUACAGUCGGCAUCUAUCUCGAUAGUGGCAUAAAUCAUUUUGCCGUUUUUAUCCAAGGUAUUUACAUAAUGAUAAUUAAAUCUGUCCAUGUAUGGGGUAAAAUAUAGAUUAAACUUUUGAUUAAAUCUUAGUAUUUGUAAAUUAAUUAGGGAUCCUCUUUAACACUGAAAUUAAAUAAUAAUUGCAUUGUUGGUUCCAAAGCUGAAAUUUUAUUGCUCUUUGAGAAUUUUUGGAACGGUUG
Molecule: messenger RNA, 2363 nt
Organism: Dendronephthya gigantea
Lineage: Eukaryota; Metazoa; Cnidaria; Anthozoa; Malacalcyonacea; Nephtheidae
Product: beta-1,3-galactosyltransferase brn-like
Exons: 2
Coding region: 138-1361 (407 amino acids)
Cellular component (GO): membrane
Molecular function (GO): hexosyltransferase activity
Source: RefSeq, a predicted model, not a curated record